This is a messenger RNA of Cinara cedri, 435 nucleotides long. The record is from the annotation of a GenBank genome assembly. Lineage: Eukaryota; Metazoa; Arthropoda; Insecta; Hemiptera; Aphididae.
AUGAUAUUUUAUCCGUGUCGCGCAGCUCAUGAGACGCUGGUACUCGGAGGUACGCAUGAAUCCGUGAGUCGUCGUAACAGUUCGUAACAGCCGCCGUGUUGCGUCCGGUCACGCGGUCGACGCGACGUGUGUGCGUCCCGACGCAAGCGCGCGUCACCGAACACGUACGACGCACCACCUCACGCUCGCGCGAACACGGCGCGGCGUCCGGCGGCCGUCACGUCGCAUGCGACCCUGGUACUCGUGUGUCCGCGAUCCGGUGUACACACGUGUAAUUCACACGCACACGCGUGCAUCUCCCGUCACCACACGUGUCCUCGGCGCAGUGUCUCCGCGGCCUCCGCCGCUGCACGCCGGCACGUGAACGAACAAAACGAAACGAACGGCACAGAAAAACCGAAUAGCCCGAAACGUACGUCGUACGUGCGCGAUUGA